This is a messenger RNA of Suillus discolor, 933 nucleotides long. RefSeq lists its product as uncharacterized. The transcript has 4 exons. The record is from RefSeq and is a predicted model, not a curated record. NCBI's taxonomy places the organism in Eukaryota, Fungi, Basidiomycota, Agaricomycetes, Boletales, Suillaceae. The coding region runs from base 1 to 933 and encodes 310 amino acids.
AUGUUGGACUUACUCUCCAAAGAUCGAAUAGUCAACGAGGCAGGCCUCAGAGCCGCCUUGCAUCAUCUGGACGCAAUUUCAACUUCAGGAGCAACCGUAUUACAAGCCACGGUUGAACAUAUGUUGUUAUCACCCCAUAUCUUUGCAUAUAUUAUUUCUGUUUGGUAUCGCCGCGAGGCAAUAAUCUCACAGAUCAUGACAAACUUUCCAACGAAAUCUCAAGAAUAUCCAGCAUCCAUUGCGAGAAAAAUGCUAGACAAUCUGUCUAUGUACUUUUUGGCUUUUCCAGCUGAGUCUCUAGCGAUGGAUGUCUCAAAGGACAUCGGUCGUCACAGUGGCUUCAUCGAGGGCGCUUUACCUGUACUUUGCGCGCUGAACAAUAUGAAAAUUUCUGGUACAGAGUCUGAUAAUGGAUUCGUCAAGAAGAAGGUACCUCAGAAAAUGUACAAGUGCAAUCGCCUGAAAGGCCAUACGGCCAUCGACACAUCGCUCUUCGUGAGGCUUGGUGUGGUUGUGCCUCUCACGAGUGAGGCUGCUGCAUCAUUGUCUACUCACAUUCUUGCAGAGCUGAAAAAUGCUCUCUCGUUCUACCUCUCGCUUCUCCGGAGGACGGAAUUGGCAGGCGACAUCAAAGCCUUACUCCUCCAAAAUGCUGGGAAGUCUGCCGAAGAUGUUGCACCUGAAGUUUCGUCAACCGAGGAUGUCGAGAGCCGAACAAACCGACCUAGUGCGUGCGAAAUGGUGCAGUCUAUGAAGGCUGCGCUUUACUUCGACAACGCGGAUGGGUUCGGAGAGUGGCGAAUCCUCAUAUCUACGGAGGUCUUUAAAAAAUUGCAUGAAUUUCAUAGAGCAGAUCAGAAGACAUUCAAGAUCGUCUUCAAGAAGAUCAAACAACUAUCGAAUGGCCAUUUCUCAGAUGAUAAUCACAAGUGA